AUGGCUACCAGUGACCAAUGGCUACUUCUUUUGUCCAAAGUUAUCAUUUUCAACUUAAUAAAACAAAAACAAAACAAAAAAGGAGUGACAUUUGUUGAACGUAACGAACGUGCACCGAAACAGAGAUUCAUCCGUUUUGGUCGUCGAGAUCUGAGAUUCCCCGAUGACAGCAGGAACUCAAGAAUUCCUCUUGACUGGAAUGGUGAAGAUUUGCAAGCGUUAAAUGCAGCAGAAAUGAAACGUAUGGGAAGUCGAUUUAUUCGAUUUGGUUGA
Thelazia callipaeda (thelaziosis nematode) is the source of this 273-nucleotide messenger RNA. The record is from the annotation of a GenBank genome assembly. Lineage: Eukaryota; Metazoa; Nematoda; Chromadorea; Rhabditida; Thelaziidae.